UCCACGGGAGUCGGUGAACUCGCGCGUUACUCCUUACACUUUGGGUAUCAGACGAGAACGAGGGGGUCUCCUUUCGAUAGUUUAAAUUUUCCGCUGAACUUGCACCUUCAUUUAAUAACUGUGCUUUAAAUAAAGUUAUGAUACGUUCCGAAUAAUUUUCUCGGCGAAAGUUCUAACAUUUUUUUUUUUUACGAAAAAAGAAGAAGAAGAGGAAGUGAUCAUUCAAGGCAAGGACCAAAAAAAAAAGAAACUCCCAAGGACGACGUCGAGAGUUCGAGUAUACGAUGAUGACGACGCUAGUCUUCCUGGUUCCCAUAUUGAUUGGGGUAACGACGGGUUCACUUCAGCAAUUACCUGGAAAUCAAUUGUCUAAGCAAAACGAAGAAGCAAUUCCUCUUUCCUCGGGAACUCUGACGGCCGACAAUAAUGAUAAUGACGACGAUAAUGAUAGAAGUGAAAAAAAACCAAAGAAAUAUUUCGGAAAGGAUGUAACGAAGGACAGUGAUAGCUCUCUUUCGUCAUUUUUAAAUCAAUAUCAUAGAAACGAAGGAAAAACAAAAGAAAGCGAGGAAGAAGUUGCGGAUAAACUUUCGAAAAAAGAUAGAAAGCAGAAGGCCAUUUUCUUGAACUAUCCAUUAAUAUCACGGAUACAACAGACUUAUUCAAACUCGCCUGCUUACGACAUCGGUUACAACGACAUUUACGAUCCUAAUAUCGAAGGAAGAGCACCCAGUAAUAUAGGUGGAAAAUAUCAAGAGAGUAAUAUCUUUUACAUCAGACUACCACCGACUCCCUAUAUGUACGUACCAGGUUUAGGAUACAUCUCUCAACCACCAACCUACUCUACUGCCAACCUGAGACCGCAUAUCCCUCAGUCGAGACCACCCAAACCUCAACUUCCAACUUAUCAGAGACCGAAUCCUUUCAUCAAGUUGCCGAUAGACUUCGUGAGCAACGGUAAACCAACUUCCGUCUACCAAUGGCAAAAGAAGAAACCUGUGACCAACGUCAAACUACCAACCGACAGUCCAAUCACCAAUCUCGACGAUCUCAAACCCGGUUUUGUGAAUAACGGCAAGCCAACGACGAUCUAUCAGUGGCACACGAAUCUAAAACCUGGCAAAAGGCCCAACGACUACGUCAAUAAUCUCGACAAGGGACCUUAUCUAUUCAAUGGAAAACCAACCAGUUUGUAUCUUCUUAAAUCGGAUGGUACCAGUUCCGAUCGUCGGCCAAUUCGAUAUUCUGAUUUCGAGAACAAUAAUUCGUAUUAAUUAAAAUAAUGCAAAUACGAUUUCAAUCGCCAAACCUACCGGAGAAACGAAAAAAAUGGAUGCUCGUUAAUAUUAUUAUUAUUAUUAUUAUUAUUAUUAUUAUUAUUAUUAUUAUUAUUAUUCUUAUUAUUAUUAUUAUUAUUAUUAUUAUUAUUAUUAUUAUUAUUAUUAUUAUACGCGAACGGUGAAAAUCUGCUACUAAUUUUACAGCUUGAAGCGCGACUCGUAACGCGUCGUAAUAAUUUAUCGACCAACCCCACUUCUAUUGAGAAGGGAGGAGGCUCGUUCAGUGAUUUAUGUCUCGUCGAUGACCUUGUAAAGGUGCUAGCCAUUACUCCGCUUUCAAAUGGACUACGCGGUUCGGUGUGUACAGUAAACGAGGUGCCAGUAGAGAGUAACGGUAAUGUAAUUAAAGCAGUCCUUUUAAAGGCGGCUUAUUAUGUAGUUUUAUGUACGAACGAUCAAUUAAUGAGUUCUCACGUGACUUCGUUCACGUCCGCUCUUUUUCCUUCACUUUUCUUUCUUUGUCUUCUUAAUAAUCCUAAGCCGUUUUCUAAGAUGUUUUCACUGACGAUGAACACAGCUGACAAUGAAUGAACGAUUUGUAUACGAGAAAUAACACCAUUAUCUAUUUCUAAUGGAUCAAUGUUGUAUGAUUGUAAUCAUAUGUUGUAUGAAUGUAAGUAAUAAUAAGUAUGUAUCUUGUUGUACGAACUACGAUCGCAAACUACUGCAACGUUGGUAGUCAAAAUGUGUAGCUUUUUAAAAACUUUUAAGACUACUAAAUUAUAAUUUUAUGAUAUAGUAAUUAAUUUAAGAAAUUGACCAAGUGAUCUUAAAGUGAACGACUAUUUUAUAUAUGUAAGUUGUAGGUACGACACGAAGUUAUUUAUCAACGAUCAUGCUAUUCUUCUCUAAUCUUUCUAUCUGGUACACAUAUACGUAAAUAUAUAUUUUUGUCGUCUCGUGAUCAUGUAGAAUAUUAAGAGGGACGACGUUGUUGUAGCCAUUUUUGUACGUCUUACCACUUGUUGUAUCUGUUGCUGUAAAUAAAGAGAACAGAAGAAAAAAAGAAAAAGAAAAAAGGAAAAGAAAUAUAUUCGUAGUGUAAAAAGAAAUGGUGU
Vespula vulgaris is the source of this 2398-nucleotide messenger RNA. RefSeq lists its product as uncharacterized. Lineage: Eukaryota; Metazoa; Arthropoda; Insecta; Hymenoptera; Vespidae. The coding region runs from base 285 to 1274 and encodes 329 amino acids. The transcript is spliced from 2 exons. The record is from RefSeq and is a predicted model, not a curated record.